Messenger RNA from Anarrhichthys ocellatus (wolf-eel), 2726 nucleotides. RefSeq lists its product as uncharacterized. NCBI's taxonomy places the organism in Eukaryota, Metazoa, Chordata, Actinopteri, Perciformes, Anarhichadidae. Bases 289 to 2550 code for a protein of 753 amino acids. The transcript is spliced from 13 exons. The record is from RefSeq and is a predicted model, not a curated record.
CGGAGAGAUGUGCACAAACACAGGAAGUAGCCAUCAGCAGCAGCAUUUUUUUUAUAUAAAUUUCGUCGCUUGAUGAAUACAGAAACAGCUGAUGAUCAUACAACAUAUGCAGUACAAACCACAUAAACGCCAAUUUGCAAGUGUUGGCAAGAUUAAACUGCGCGAAUUGCUAGCUAGCUCCCAGUAACGUCACGUUAGCUAAGCUACUAGCUAGCGUUAGCUUGGUUAUGAUAAACGUUUGCUAAGCUAACGAAGACAACGUUAACACUAGCCGUAAAACAUCCAACAAUGGACAAUUUCGAAACACCAUACGAAGACGAGUCCUCAUUUGUUCAAUGCACGGUCUGUGAUAAAUUCAUGAAGGGUGAAACCUUGUACAAGAUACACCUGACUACACCGGGACAUAGAAAGAAAGAGGAUGUCCUUGUUGCUUCGGGGUUUGCUGUCAGACGUCCCCGCAUACCGGAAAUUGAGGACAUUGUACAAUAUCUGGAUUACAUGAAGCUUGAUGAGCCCAUCAUUGGUUUGAACUAUUUGGAGGAACUGCCUUGUGAUGACCAACAGGCAAGCCCCAAAUACACAUGUAAGCUCUGUCACCAGAAGGCAAACCUACUGGAAAUGGUCCAUCAUGUGAUUGGACGUAAACACCGGCAGAAAUAUGUGGAACUGAAACGGCCAGACUUGGUGACCUGGAAUUCACAAUCCAUAAUAACCCACGGAGGAAAGAUCGUACGAGCCAGGGCAGAGAUAAUAGAGAGACAGGACGGACGAGGAACUCCAGUGCUAAUGGCGAAAAAGGGGAUAGAGGGCAGAUUGAACACCUCAAGAGUUCCCCCAAGGCAGAAGCAAAAUAGGGAUCGGAACAUUUUACAGAGUUUGACCCAACGAAAUGUGCCGUCACUCCUGCCAGGCCUCAUGGACUAUCGGGAUGAGCACUCUCACCCAGGGAGGUGUCCCCCAGAUACAACGCCAUUCCGUCCAGAAGACACCUACAUGUUGGACAGAGACAGACCGAUGUACCCACAGGAGGACACUCUGGAAGAGGAGCUGCAGAGGGCAGAUCACAGGGAAAGUCAUAUGUACAGACGAGAGUAUAGGGACCCAGAUUAUCGUACAGAGUAUAAAGAGGAAUACGUUGAAGAUCCACAAAGAAGAGCCGCACCAGAGCCAGGUGGUGAUCGCAGGUACGAGUCAAGGCAGGAGAUGCCCCAUGGCCAGGCCCAGGAUGUAGAGUAUUACCCAGACAAGUCUCCCCCGUACAGAAAGCCCUUCCCAGAAAGAGAUCCACUGAAGGAGUUCUACACUGAGGAAGUGAGGAGGCGUGGGCGAGCUCGUUCUGAGUACUCGCCCACGCAGCCGGUGCACCCCGAAGACGAUGAGCGGCGGUGUUCCUUGGACAGGGAGUCUGGCAGACGUGAAAGUAUGAAUGGAGCGGGCAGGCAGGGGUCGAGUGAACCUGAGGCCAAGAGAAGGAGCUUUCCCACAACUAUGGUGAGUGACCAGACGCCUGAAGGCCGCUUGUUUCAUUUCGUCAGAGAUUAUCGUCACGAAAUGAGAGAACCAUAUCAAGAGGAGGCAGUUGCCAAACCUGGGCAGAGCAGAACAGGAACCCUUACCUCCCAGAGGCAAGCGGAAGCUACCAGGGCCAUGUCUGACAUCCCGGAGCCAUUCAGGCGUUUCCUGAAAGGGGCCGCUAACGAUGAGGGACACGGUAAAAGAAAAAGAAAGAGCCGCUUCUCUGAUGCCACUGCAGAGGAGGCGGAAACAACGAAGGAGAUGUUCAGCGAUGAGUAUGGACCUCCAAAUCCAAAGUUUGGCGGUCGUCCUAGACCCGUCCAUGGAACACAACAUCCUGACCGAUACAUGGAAUCGCAGAGCCUGCGUCAUACUGAAAGCUCCCAAAGAGACGGCUCUGAGUCAGGGGAUGUCUUCGAUAUGCUGAAAAACAUUGAAAUCGAAAAUACAGAUGAGGCGGACUUCCUGAAGAACAAACUUUGCGACCUUCUGAAAGAAUUCAAGACCAAAAAAUCUGAGAAAGCUGUGCAAAAUAGCCACGGUCGAGUAGCCAUCUCCAAAAACUACAACAGCUUUAGCCCGGACCCUGAGCUGUCUCCAAAACAUCAGUACGACACAACCCACAGAGAAGACUCGGACCUUAGACGACCAGAAGACCUGUACUUUAAAGAAGAUCACAGAGGAAGAGGCUGGCGACAGCAUGAGCGUACACCGGAAAAGCAGCUAAAUGAAUACCACCACCCUGUACGCGGGGAGCCCGGACAGUCCAACAGAAGACGCUAUGAAGAGGUUUUUGGGUGGCCCAGGACGCAACAUGCUAGCCAUCCAGAUGAGCCAGCACGGUAUCCUGAUAGAUUUGAGGAACCCAUGCACCCGCUAGACUACCCACAUGCUCCCGAGGAGUUUAGGGACUCCCAAUCCUCUCCACCUCCGCUCCGCAUGGAACGAGGACACGGGAUGGACAUGGGCCUUCGGUACUCCAAGAACCUGGACAAAAUCACCUCCACCCUCCUGGAACUUGUGGCAAGGAAAUAAUUUCCAUAGAAGUUAUGUAGACAUAGAUAUCUAUAGAUUUUCUGAGGUGCUUUGGUUUGAAAAUUUAAUUUCCCUCUUCCUUGCAGUUUUUUAAGUGUUCUUUGCUUUAGACAUUUAUAACGUUGGUUCUUGAAAAUGUUUUUAAGUUAAGUGUGAACAUUAAAACAUUUAUCUAC